UCGCUUGCGUUCGCUGCGCAAGACGAUGAUCAGGAGGGGAGAACCUGCUUUCAUUCUCGUCCGGACAUCUCGCGAGGUUUACAUCAGCAUUUGUCCAAGAUGGCGGCUGUCGAAACACCUCACACUGAGAGCUGGCUUCGGACCCGGGACGUUGUCUUGCAAGAAGGGCCCGAAGACUUCAGCUCGCUGCUGCUUUCCCCUCCCGUGCUGGAAGGUCUGAAGGCUGCCGGGUUUCUGAGGCCUUCUCCCGUGCAGCUGAAAGCCAUCCCUCUCGGGAGAUGUGGUUUAGAUCUCAUUGUACAAGCAAAGUCUGGUACUGGUAAAACCUGCGUCUUCUCUACUGUUGCACUUGAUUCUCUAAUCCUGGAAAGUCCAGUUACACAGAUUCUAGUCUUGGCUCCCACUCGAGAAAUUGCUGUACAAAUACAUGCAGUUAUUACAACUAUUGGGAUCAAAAUGGAAGGCUUGGAAUGUCAUGUUUUUAUUGGAGGCACACCUUUAAAUCAAGACAAAACAAGGUUGAAAAAGUGUCAUAUUGCAGUUGGUACCCCUGGACGUAUAAAGCAACUCAUAGAGCUGGACUUCUUGAAUACAUCCAGCAUCCGUCUCUUCAUUCUUGAUGAAGCUGAUAAGCUUCUAGAAGAAGGCAGUUUCCAGGAGCAAAUCAAUUGGAUUUAUUCUUCUCUGCCAGCCAAUAAGCAAAUGUUAGCCGUUUCAGCCACCUACCCAGAAUCACUGGCUAAUACUUUGACUAGAUACAUGAGAGAUCCCACUUUUGUGAGAUUAAAUUCCACUGAUCCAAGUCUCAUUGGAUUGAAGCAGUACUUCAAAGUUGUGAAUUCUCACCCAUUGCCUCACAAGACUUUUGAGGAGAAGGCUGAACAUUUACUGGAGCUGUUCAGCAAGAUUCCUUUCAACCAGGCCCUGGUUUUCUCGAAUCUGCAUAGCCGAGCCCAGCACCUGGCAGAUUUACUGACAUCCAAAGGUUUUCCUGCUGAAUGUAUUUCAGGCAAUAUGAAUCAGAACCAGCGACUUGAUGCCAUGGCUAAACUCAAGCAGUUCCAUUGCAGGAUCUUGAUUUCAACUGAUUUGACAUCACGUGGCAUUGAUGCUGAGAAGGUGAAUCUAGUAAUCAACUUAGAUGUUCCUUUGGACUGGGAAACAUACAUGCAUAGAAUUGGAAGAGCAGGACGCUUUGGAACCUUAGGAUUAUCAGUGACAUAUUGCUGCCGUGGAGAAGAAGAAAACAUGAUGAUGAAAAUUGCACAAAAAUGUAACCUUCACCUUCUUCCUUUACCAGAACCUGUUUCCCCUGAACUGAUGGAACACUUUGAAAGUUGGGGUGUAGAAGUCACUGCUGUCCCUUAUCCCAAUGCUUCACUGUGUGCAUCUGUGUUACCAACAGAAAGCCUGGAAGGGACAAUGCAACAUAAAACAGAAAGGUCUAGAGCACAGGCUUCUCACGUUGCUUGUAAAAAUGUUCCUGCUGCAGAACCAAAGCAGAUUUUCAAGAAAAAGCAGCUACUUAAAAGCAGAGUGGAGCACAAUGAAGCAGCACUAACUGAGAAUCAGCGGGCUUCUCAUAGGGUCUCGCAGCAGAAACUUCAGGUGGAACCUGAUCUCCAUAUGGGUGGACACUGUAAGGAGGAGGCAGACAAGAAAAUCUUACAAGACAUGCUCCCUAAGAUCCCUUGCUUGUCCUCUUAUAAGAAAUGUCUGUUUACCAAUGCAUGGAGCAUGGCUGGGUUUGUUGAUGACUAUGAGUACUUCAUUAAGGAAGGGUUAGAAAGAGAGGUGGAGAUCAUAAGAAGUUUCACAGGACCUGGAGAGCAGCAUAAACACCCAGAAAGUGAUAGCUUUGAUUCUACAGGAAUAGAAUCUGGCAUAAAUACUGCAACAACGACCGGGGUGUGGACUGAAGAAUCUGGUAGUGAUAGUAGCUCUUAUAGUUCUGGAUCAUCUGCAUAUUGCCCAGAGGACCACUCCUAUGUCAAACACCCUUCAUCUGCACUGCAUAGUGACAACAUGCUCUCAACACAUCAGACUGUGCAGAGGCAGAUUCAGGAAGCCAGUCUCCCUGAGUGCAUCCAAGAGGCAUCUCUUACCCAGAAGAAGAUGAAAGAAAGCAAACAGAAGAGGCAAGACUGCUGUGCUCCCAUCACAAAGCCUUUCAAGAAAAACAAAUGUUCAGAGAACCUGAGUGCUGAGGAAUACUGGAGAUCGUAUUAUCGGGCAUGGCGGGACUAUUAUAAAGAAGCUUCUCGUUCAUAUUAUCAGAUGUACCAAAGACCACCCAACAUGGUGACUGCCUAUCAUGCCAAUGCAAUCUAUUUUGAAGAGUUGUUGGGGUGUUAUCAAUAGUGGGAAGAAGGUGCUGAGAUUGUUCCUUCCGUCUAAACAUGUCAAUAUAUUUGGUUGGUUUUGUUUGAUUCACUCUCUCUUUUAUGCUACCUUUUUGUUGUAUUUAUAUUCUGUUCCGUUUAUUCAUCAGAAAGUGAAGUGGUUUAGCAGCGUUUCUAGGAAAUAGUGCAAAAACAAUGUUGUGUUUUCUUUUUUGUUGAAAGAGUUUUCCAAGGCAUUAUGGUCAAUCUAAUAUGCCAGAAUUUUUUCUUCCUUAUGCCUAGUAAAAAUGUUUUUUAUAGCAUUUUAAGCUAAUUUCUAGACUUCAUAUGUAGGGCAGGCUGCCUGCUAAGAUAUAUCCAUUUCCUAUCUUAGUGGUUUCAGAUGAGAUUAAUGUGUACUUCUAGAAGGUCCUGGACCUGAUUAAUCUCAAGAUGCCUAUAUUUCUGUUCAGAAAAAAAACAUCUGGUAGCUGACUGCUAUUUUCAAAUAUGUAAAAAUACUUGUUAAAGGUAGCAGGAGUGAGAAUACAAGUCUCAUCAUUCCCAACCAGCAUGACUAAGCUAGGUUAUGUUUCUAUUGAGUUUCAGACUAAACUUUCUAUAUGUGAACAUUAAACUGUUGCAUGACCAAAAAUCUUUAAAAUGAAAACAAGAGUAUGUUGCCUGUUUUAGAUGAAGCAUAUUAUUUUAUCCUUUACUAUUCAAUAGAUGGUGCUGUUUACAUCCUGCCAGUGUAUAAUUCAGGAAAAAAGUCCAUAUCUGAAAGCUGGUACCUACUAUUUCAGCUUUCACGUUUUGUAAAGAAAGGGGUUUUUUUGUCCUAACCUUUCCUCCCAUAUUCAGUUUAACGCUUGAAGGAACUCCAAAGAGUAGCAGCUGGUCUGAGGUCAUCUGGUGAAAUUUGUGCCUGAACAGGGAUUUAACCAUCACACUACAAGUGGGGCAUCUCUUAUCUGGAAUUCUAAAAUACUCCCAAAUUGUCCACAUGGGUAGCAUAGAGCCACCUUUGCUUUUUGAUGGUUCGUUGUACACAAACUUUGUUUUGUGCACAAAAUUCUUAAAAAUAUUGUUUAAAAUUACUUUCAGGUUAUGUAUGUAAGAUGUAAAUGAAACCUCAAUGAAUUUCAUGUUUAUAUUUGGAUUCCAUCUCCAAAAUAUCUCAUUAUGUAUGUAUAUGCAAAUACUCUAAAAUCCAAAAAAAAAAAAAAUGAAAUCCAAAACAUCUGGUAUCAAAUGCCUUGAAUAAUGAGUACCCAGUCUAUAGUUUUAUAUGUAGUAACAAUUGAAAUAAUGCUAUGAUAGGGUUACAUAUAAAGAAGCAGGGCAACACCUGAUAAGUACUUGAAAAUGUGAAGAACAUUCUUUUCAUUUGGCACUAAGCUGCCAAUGUAUUGCUUGCUGUUUAUUAUUCCAAAUGUCACAGCUCGUCCUGAGCUACAGCUGCAGUUGUUCCUCCUAUUUGGAAGUGGCAUAAAUAAAAGCCAUAUCUCAAUUAAUGCAUGUUGCUGAUUUAAAUAAAAUUUAAUUAAAACUGUAUAACUAACACUUCCAGAGCUAGAUUGAGUUGGCCACGUGAUAGGAAAGAUUUUAAUUAUAUAUAUUCAAAAAAGCUUAUGAAGCUAUUCUAAUUAGAUCACCCUCCAGUAGGUGCCAAUAUCAGGCUUUCCAUUCAUAAGGGAAAACUUUAAUUAGAAAUAAAAUUACCUAUUAACUCUGAAACUAAUUGCCCUCCUUUGUUUCAUCUGCUCUAUAUCUAUCUCCAAUCAUGACAUGAUGGGAAGCUGUGUAGGUAAAUGCCUGAGUAAUGGUGCACAGAGAGAUUUGUGUCUGUCUUGUUAAUUCAGACCCUGCACAGGUUGAUAAGGACGUCACAAGGUUUAACUUCUCUUCCCUGCUUGUAAGUAGGCUUGCAGGUAAUCUUGUGAUUCCUUGCAUUUAAACUAAUUCAUUGCAAUGGGAGAGGAUAGUCACAGCUCCAGUGUGUGCAAACAAAUUUUCUGGAUGCUACGAUUUAUUCAUUUUGCUUGUCACAUUAUAUCAACAAAGCUGUGUAUGUCUGGAACAAGGAUAUUUGUUUAGAUUUUAGUAUGCCUACAGAACAAGAUGGAAUCAUAAUUAUUGAACCUACUUUCUUCUUAGUAACAUUUCCCUAACAUCUUGCUAGAGCACUUUUGUUAUAUCCAAACUUAAGGGGCAAAUAGGUUUUGAGUGAGGAGAUAAUGGGAUAUUUUAAACAUUUGUUUUUUAAGGCAUCUAGUUUGUUUUAUUUGUAACUAACCAACUCCAUGAUUAAAGAGAUUCCACCUGAACAUUAGGAAGAACUUCCUCACUGUGAGAGCUGUUUGGCAGUGGAACUCUCUGCCCCGGAGUGUGGUGGAGGCUCCUUCUUUGGAGGCUUUUAAGCAGAGGCUGGAUGGCCAUCUGUCGGGGUGCUUUGAAUGAGAUUUUCCUGCUUCUUGGCAGGGGGUUGGACUGGAUGGCCCAUGAGGUCUCUUCCAACUCUAUGAUUCCCCCCCCCCCCAUGCCAGAAUGUGCCAGGGACUGGUACCAUAUUUAUAUCCAAUGGCUAAUUUUUUUUCUUUCCUAAAAACUCACCAAGGACUGACAGCCAGUGGCUUUGUUCGCCAACAUAAGUCCCUGGACUUUUAGUAACACUGUUCUACACUACUAGAAAAUAUCCUGCUCUGAUCGACCAUGAGAAAGAUGUUGACGGGUGGUGCCACAAGAGAGCCUCACUGAAAUGAUCUCAAGGACUUAAGUAGGAAAGUAGGAAGCAGUUGUAUACCAAGUUAAAGCACUAGUUCAAGUAGCCCAUUACUAUCAUGUCUAAUCAACAGUGGUUCCCUAGAGCUGCAGGCAAGGUUUACUUCCUAGACCUAUCAGAUAUUCCUACUGGUCCAAACGCUAUUCAAGCCUAACCUGUAAUGACAUUUGAAAUUACGGGACAUCAGAUAUGUUCCUGAUGGUAAGGAACAUUCUGUAAGGAAAAAGGUAUCUUGUGUAAAUAGGUCCUAAGUAGAUUAGGGCAUCCUAUAUUAACAGCAAAAUUAAAUCUUUCCCCACCAGCAAUGAAAAUAACAAACCAAGUAUUGCAUACUACUGGUAAGUUGCCCACUCAAGUAGUUGCAGCCUUAAAUCGCAGUCACAGUAAAGUUCUUAGAUUUGUUUUUUGAGUGUCUCGGAAAUCUACAAAACUUAGAUUGCUCAUUUGUCUACAUGUUAAUGCCACCCAACACACACACAGCUGAUCCACUUGGGAGUACUCAAAAGACUGCUAUGAAAUUCUGCAUUUUACACCGUAUUUCUAGUUUAUUGCUCAAGUCAUGAAGAAGGAACGAGAGAGUUGUAUGAUUUGUCACUUAAUAUUUGAGUAUCCUCUCAAAAUGAAUUUGGUGAAGGCAGAGCAUGAGAAGUUAUUUUUAAAAUCCAUUAAGACUUUACAUUGCAAAGCCCACCGAAGCAAUUGCCGUAUUUCAUUGCAUAAUUGUCGCCAUUGCAAAGAAGUCACACCCUCCUUUUGAGGAAGGAAAAAUAAGACUUGUCUUUCCCUGCAUAAUUGUCGCACCCUUAGUUCACCCAGCUGGGCAAGUGAACUUAGAGUGUGACUGCCCUUUUGCUAUUGUGGGGCUUGACUUGGCUGGGAGUCAAGUCCCACAGUGCAUAGAAAAAAGGGUGUGGGGGAGAGUGAAUUGGUAAAAGAAUGGCACACAUUUGUGAAAUAUCUCUACAAAAAGUAACCACAAAUUAAUGCACAAAAAUAAUAUUCCCUUUUAUCAUGUUCCUUUUGAACAGUGUGUCUUUUUAAAAAAUAGCUCAUUUCCGAUAACUACAUCACUUAGGUGUAGCUUCUUCCAUACUCUACACAAGGCAGACCUAGAAGAGCACCUUAAAAAGUUGAUUUCCGAGUACUUGAAACUUGUGCUAAAUUCUAAAUCACUUACUUGGAUAUAACUUGCUUCAGAGUUUCCAGUCACUGGUUUGCCUGCUGCAGACUUAUUCUGGAAUACUUUGUACUCUUGUUCUAAUCCAGCAAAAUGAUACUUUCCUAAAGAGAAGCUGUAUUCCUAGUUCAUCAACAAAGGAGCACUGAAAUCAACAGCUUAAGAAUGACCAUCUGAUAUAAAAGCACUUUUUAAACCUUAAUAGUUUGUAUAGUCUGCAAUGGAAGAGGAUGCCAUCUAGUGGGACAUGCAGCUUCUAACAGGUAGAAGGAACAUGUACAUAUCCUAGCCUUUGAUAGUUCAGCAAAGCUUGGAAAAGUUACUUUUUUGGAUGGCAACCCUCCCCCCACAAUCAGCAUGACCUUGGGCCAUAGUGGGUAGUGGAUUCUGCAAACUGCAGAAAUCUAGCCUUUUCAAGUUCUUUUCAGCACCAAUGCAAAAGUUACUUGCUUCUCAGUUCUGUAUUUGUCUUCCCUUUAUUUCCAAAGGCAUCUUUGGAAUGUAUCUUUACCACUUCUAUUUUGCUUGUUCCUUACCGUAGAAUCAUAGAAUCCAACCAUAGAAUCAUGGUUGGAUGAGACCACAAUGGUGGCUUUCAUAUUUGCCAGUCUGUUUCUAAUAGAUCAAACUGCUGCAUAAAAGCUCCUACUCUUGA
Anolis carolinensis (green anole) is the source of this 6938-nucleotide messenger RNA. It is a transcript of the gene ddx20, whose product is annotated as DEAD-box helicase 20. The transcript is spliced from 11 exons. NCBI's taxonomy places the organism in Eukaryota, Metazoa, Chordata, Lepidosauria, Squamata, Anolidae. Gene Ontology annotation, biological process: spliceosomal snRNP assembly. The coding region runs from base 100 to 2361 and encodes 753 amino acids. Gene Ontology annotation, molecular function: RNA helicase activity; RNA binding; ATP binding. Gene Ontology annotation, cellular component: SMN complex. The record is from RefSeq and is a predicted model, not a curated record.